AUGCUAGAUAUUCGAGAUGAACACCAGCCCGAUUCUCGGAGCAGCUUUUUUUAUGACUUGAUACCUACAGCAGCGGAUACUGCUCCAUUGCUUAAUUUGAUCAUUCGCCGACUACCACAAUUGGCUGAUUAUAAGAAAGACAAAGUCCCAAUCUAUCUGGAACUUUCUUUCUCAAAAGCACUGAUCCGAGGGAUUACACACAUGCACUUCUUGGACUUCCUCAUUUCGAAAAGUCUCGAUCGCUUCUUCGCCCAAGCUAUAACACGUCAGUUUCACAUGUUUUUUUCUGAAGCUGCCCGUAUCAUAAUUGAGGAGGAGAAAAGCCUGGCGUCUAUAGCUAUCGCUUGCAGCUUAUGCUGCUCGAACGUUUCACUGCCAUCUUGGGUGCCUGACUGGCCUGCUGGGUGCAUUAACUUUACCCCUUUCAAUUGUACACAACCUAAUAUUUACUCUACAGAUUUUCUUCCUGGUCUUGAAAAUCGCAGGGGGAAGAGUGAUCGCCAGGGACUUGAUAUCUCUAAUCUCGUUAGCUUUUCGGCGAAUGGCAUGGUUUUAUCAGUCACUGGCCUUUCACACGAUGAUUUUAACGAUCAUUCAUUACCAAAUGGUCUCACGGGUUUAGAAGCUGCAUUCCGCCUUUUCGUAGGAUUGCAAGUCAACACCACCCUUGAUUCUUAUCGGAGAGAAGAUAUCGCAAAGUUUAGCUUUAAAACGGCAGCCUUUGCGGCGGUCGUAUCCUUCUUUCUCGGUCAAUAUUCAUGGAGACCCCGAAAAAUGAACCUGGAUCAACUAGCUGCUGGUCAUUCUCGUUCAGAUGUCCUCGAGAGCAUAAUGCAUCUUUCUGGCCGAAUGGCUUGCGAGAUACAGAAUGGGAUCCUAGGAUUUGGACCUCCUGGUACGAUUUCAGGAGACGAAAUGGAUUGUUUAGUACAACAUCCUGAAGAUUUCAUAUUGAGACCAGUUGGAGAUGACUAUCGCGUGAUUGGGGAUGCAAGAAUUGCUCGGGCAGAAGGUUCUUCGUUUCCUGAUGGUGGUUAUGAAAUUAUCGCAAUUCACUGA
Botrytis fragariae is the source of this 1059-nucleotide messenger RNA. RefSeq lists its product as uncharacterized. The record is from RefSeq and is a predicted model, not a curated record. The transcript has 3 exons. Bases 1 to 1059 code for a protein of 352 amino acids. Lineage: Eukaryota; Fungi; Ascomycota; Leotiomycetes; Helotiales; Sclerotiniaceae.